AUGACCACUCUUUUCAUUGCGUUGGUCAUUGUUGGAGUUGUCCUCUGCCGUGAAGAAGACAUCCACCAUGGCAAACAAGCUCCACAUCGUCCAGCUCCACCUCCUUUUCUUCGAAAUGUUAGCGCUGAGGCAAGGAGGAACUAUUACAACAUCUUGAAGAAGAAGAACGAGACGAUUGCUCAGCAAAAAGAAGAAAUUCGAACUUGGGCUGAAACCUAUGGAGUGAAAGACCAGGUUGAAAAAUUUGAAGCUAAUCUAACAAAGCACAAAAUGGAACUUCAAGCGAAUGUUACGGAACUUAUAAAUAAGCUGCCAGAUCUCUACAAAGAGCUUGUACGCGUUUACAAUGAUGAAGAACAGACUCCUUUGCAAAUGAAAGAUGCUUUGGAUAAAUUUAAACUUGAAAGUAGAAAGGUGCGACUUGUUUGGGAUUAA
Molecule: messenger RNA, 435 nt
Organism: Strongylus vulgaris
Lineage: Eukaryota; Metazoa; Nematoda; Chromadorea; Rhabditida; Strongylidae
Source: the annotation of a GenBank genome assembly